AUGAUUGUUCGGGAUGGAGUCGAAAUUAGUUCUGAUCAAUACGAUAAGGCCAAAAAAUAUUUUGAUUAUAUUCAUUAUAAAUAUCAAGCUGGAGAAUUUUGGGAAAAAAGAGAUUUCAAAUGCCCAUGUUGUAAUUAUACCAACAUUAAUUUAGGAGUUUACUUAUCUCAUGAGUGUCCAUGCAUCGACAAUUGUAGAAAGUGGGACUUCACCACUCCAAAAAUACAACGACCAAUUCCAAGAACAACAAAAAAGAGUCAACAAUGUACAAUAUGUAAAAAGAGAUUCUACCUAUCAACUCGUUUAACUAAUCACAAGUGUAAAGGUCGAUCUCUUUUAACAUCAUUACCAACACCUUCAACAUCUAUAAUUGAUGAUUUUAUAUUAACUAAACAAGCAUAUAAUGGAAUGAUUCGAUAUUAUAAAUGUUCAAUUAACGAAGUUGAUAUCGAUGAAGUUGAAAGAAAAUAUAGUGAUAAAUUGAAGAAUAUACUAGACUGUUUGAGAAAGGAGCUCGGCAGUGUAGUUUAUGACAUUAAUUUACACACUCAAAUGUCGAAACUAAGUAGUCAACAAAUAGACACUGUUGUUGCAGAUUUACACUCUAUAAAUAAACCACUUUAUCAAGGCGAUGACCUGAAUAUUGAAAUUUCUCAAAGUUUUAAUGAAAUAAGAGAAAUUUGUGAUCAGUUUACCGAGAAAGGAAGUGGGUUCUGGAUUGAGUCAAUUCAAUACAUUGAACUAAGUGUUGGUAAAUAUCAACCGCAUAAAGGAGGAUGUUCUUCUCAUUCUUUACCGGCAAAAUUAAAUUCAAAAAAGUGUUUAAUAAAUCUCAAAACUGAAACAGAUUGUUUUAUGUAUUCAAUUUUAGCUUCACUUCAUCCAGCUUCACGAAAUGGUCAACGAAUAUCAAGUUAUCGUACAUUUAUUGAUUUAUAUGAUUUCUCUUCAUGUCGCGGGAUUGUUGAUUUGAAACAAAUAGACACUUUUGAACGAAGCAACAAUAUUUCAGUAAAUGUUUAUUCUUACAACAUGGAUGAUAAAUAUGUUAUUCCAAUACGAAUAACCAAACAUCAAUUACAGAAACAUGUUCUCCUUUUUCUUUAUGGUGAUCAUUAUUAUCCCAUAACUUCAUUUCAACGACUUUUAUCAUCUAAAUCGUCAUAUCAACGAAAAUAUUGUCAAAGAUGUUUGAUUGGUUUCCAUGAUGAACAAAAACUUAUUGCACAUAUUGUAGAUUGUGAUCAGUAUGAACCACAACGUAUUGUUAUGCCAAAACGAACUGGUGAACCCUCUUAUUUAAUGAAAAAGAAUUUCAGUAAAGAAGAAAAACACCCGUUCGUCAUUUAUGCUGAUUUUGAGUGUUUGUCUAUUCCGACAGGUGAUCCACAAAAACCAUUCAGACAUGAACCAUGUAGUUAUGGUUACAUUGUUGUUGAUUGGGAAAAAAAUGUUCUAUUUAAAAACUUUUGUCAUGGAAACAAUAUCGUAGGCGAUUUUUUACGGGAGAUAAGAGAUCUACAACAACCUUUACAAGACUAUUUGAAAGCAAAUAUUAAACCAUUAGUAAUGACUGAUGAAGAUGAGGAUGAUUUUAAAAAAACUGAUUAUUGUGUAAUCUGUGGCCAAUACCUUGAUUUACAAAAGAGAGUACGUGAUCAUUGUCAUCUCACUGGUGUUUUCAGAGGUGCCGCUCACCCAGAAUGUAAUUUACAACGUUCUUUACCAACUCGUAUCCCCGUUUUCUUUCAUAACCUUAAAAACUAUGAUGGACACAUUAUUAUUAAGAAUAUCGCUGAAAAUAUUUUCAAUGCUAGACUUAUUGUAAUUCCAUCAUCACUUGAAAAGUAUAUUGGAUUUUUUAUCGGUCAAUUUGCUUUUCUUGAUUCUCUAGCCUUUUUACCAACGAGUCUUGACACUUUAAGUUCUAAUUUAUCAACUGAUGAUAAACUUCACUUCUUAAGACAAGAAUGGUCAACUGGGGAUUUGUCAGAAGUUUUAAAAAAAGCAACAUUACCUUAUGAAUAUAUUUCAUCUAUUGAUAAAUUUUAUGACAACUGUUUACCAUCAAAAGACAAAUUUUAUUCUUCUCUAACUGAUUCUAACAUUUCUGAUGAAAUGUAUUCAAGGUUAGAAAAAAUUUGGCAUCAAUUUAAUUGUGAAGUGCUCGGUGAUCUUAUCGAUGUUUAUCUUAAAGUUGACGUGUACAUGUUAGCAGCCUCUUUCGAGAAUUUCAGAGAAACAUCAAUGAAAGAUUUUAAAAUUGAUCCACCUCACUAUAUGACAGGCCCUGGACUUUCUUUCGCUGCUGCUUUUCGUCGUCUUCAAAUAGAAGUUGAACUUUUUUGUGAUAUCGAUAAGUUAAUGAUGAUUGAAAAAGGGAUUCGUGGCGGUUUGACCACUGUUGCUAGACGAUAUGUCAAAGCAAAUAAUCCAAAUGUACCUGGAUAUGACGGUGGUGAUCAAACACAUUUACUAUAUCUUGAUGUGAAUAAUCUUUAUGGCUAUGCGAUGUGUUCUUACCUCCCAUAUGCUUACUAUGCUUGGAAAAACUUCGAUGAUGAAGAAGCUGUACUUCGCGAUCUAAGAUUCUCUUCCGGUUACAAUUAUAUAUAUGAAGUUGAUUUAGAAUAUCCAUCUGAACUUCAUGAUGAACAUGAUGACUUUCCACUGGCACCACAUAAACUAAAGAUAGAUAAUGAAAUGUUAAGUCCUUAUGCUAAAAGAAUUGUUGAAAAAUUACAAGAAAGAGGUCAUCAUAGUGUAAGUAGUGAAAAACUAGUUGCCACUUUUCUCAAGAGAGAAAAAUACGUUGUUCAUGGUCUUAAUUUAAAAUUCUAUAUGGAAAAAGGACUCAAAGUGACUAAGAUUCAUCGUAUUCUCAAAUUUUCUUCGUUGCCUUGGCUACAAGAUUAUAUUGAGUUCUGCACAUCGAAAAGACAACAAGCAAAAGAUCCAUUUACUUCAUCUCUUUAUAAACUAUUCGUGAAUAGUAUUUACGGUAAAUUGAUGGAGGAUAAAAGAAAACAUGUCAAAGUUGAUGUGACAACAUCCGAACCAAUGGCUGCGCGACGACUGAGAAAACAUCUACUACAAAGAUUCAAAAUUAUUGAUGAAAAUAAGGUCAUGUUUCAGAUGAAAAAAGAUGUAGUUUUAAUGAACAAACCAAUUGUAACAGGAUUUACAGUGCUUGAACUCUCGAAACUACAUGUUUAUACACUGUAUUACGAUACUUUUAAAUGUACUUUCGGUGAUCGUUGUCGACUCAUCUAUUCCGAUACUGAUUCUCUAUUGAUUGAGUUGAAAUCAAAUCAUUUGAUUGAAGAUCUGAAACAAGUUGAACAUGUAAUGGACUUGAGUGAUCUUCCACAAAAUCAUCCGUUACACUCUGAUGAACAUAAAAAAGAAAUUGGAUAUUUGAAAGAUGAAAUGGCUGGUGAUGAAAUUCACGAAGUUGUUGCGAUAAAACCGAAACUUUACGUUAUUAAAAGUGCAUCGGGCGUGAAAAAAAGAGCGAAGGGAGUACAGAGACAAGUUGUCGCCAACAAGCUGUCAUUUGACGAUUAUAAACGUUGUUUAUUUCAAGAGGAAAUCCAUAUGGUAACAAAUCGAAGGUUAGGUUCAACCAACCAUGACAUCCAUAUGUAUACGCAAGAGAAAAUAGCGAUCACGCCUCUGGAAGAUAAAAGAUAUUUAUUGGGAGAUGGAAUUAGCUCCCUCGCGUAUGGACAUUAUAAAAUUGAAAGAGAAGAUUAA
Molecule: messenger RNA, 3756 nt
Organism: Panonychus citri (citrus red mite)
Lineage: Eukaryota; Metazoa; Arthropoda; Arachnida; Trombidiformes; Tetranychidae
Exons: 2
Coding region: 1-3756 (1251 amino acids)
Molecular function (GO): nucleic acid binding
Source: RefSeq, a predicted model, not a curated record